This is a messenger RNA of Ilex paraguariensis (yerba mate), 1155 nucleotides long. The record is from the annotation of a GenBank genome assembly. NCBI's taxonomy places the organism in Eukaryota, Viridiplantae, Streptophyta, Magnoliopsida, Aquifoliales, Aquifoliaceae.
AUGUUGAGGGCUCUAUCUGUCCCUUCAAUUCAACUUUCUCUUAUUUUUUUCCUUAUCUCAACAGUUCAUGUAGUUGUAAAUGGAGACAAACAAAAGGACUUUUACAUCGUUUUCUUGAGUGAUUUUCUAAUCGACGAAGUAUCUGUACUUCAAAGCCAUAUCGAUGUCCUCUCAACCUUGAAGGAAAGUGAGGUUGAUGCUAAGGAGUCCCUCGUUUAUAGCUAUACGAAAAGCUUCAAUGCAUUUGCAGCAAACCUAACUGAAGAUGAAGCCAAGAAACUAUCCAGUAUGGAUGGAGUGCUUUCUGUUUUCCCAAAUCAAUAUCGCAAACUUCACACUACAAAAUCAUGGGAAUUUGUUGGGUUAACUCAAACAGCUAGAAGAAACUUGAAAGUGGAGAGCAACAUCAUUGUUGGUCUAUUAGAUACAGGGAUCACUCCACAAUCAGAUAGCUUUAAAGAUGAUGGACUUGAUCCCAUACCAUCCAAAUGGAAAGGAAGUUGUGCUCAUUUUGCGAAUUUUUCAGGAUGCAACAGGAAACUCAUUGGCGCCAAAUACUUCAAACUAGACAAAAACCCAGACCCGAACGACAUACUCUCACCGGUGGAUGUCGACGGCCAUGGCACUCAUACAUCAUCAACCCUAGCCGGAACGAUAGUUCCAAACGCAAACCUCUUUGGCCUCGCCGGAGGGACGGCGCGUGGGGCUGUGCCGUCGGCCAGGGUGGCGAUGUACAAGGUGUGUUGGGCCAGCUCAGGCUGCUCAGACAUGGACAUUCUUGCGGCGUUCGAGGCAGCGAUUCACGACGGCGUUGAUGUGAUCUCCAUCUCGAUUGGUGGUUUUUCGGAUAGUUAUGCGGCGGAUCCGAUUGCGGUCGGAGCGUUUCAUGCGAUGAAGAAAGGGAUUGUUGCGGUGGCUUCCGCCGGAAAUGCUGGACCUACUCUGCGGAGUGUGGCGAACCAUGCGCCAUGGAUAUUUACUGUGGGUGCGAGUGGUAUUGAUCGGGACUUUAGGAGUAAAGUCGUGCUCGGCAGCGGCCAAAUCGUCUCGGGAAUUGGAGUGAAUGCCUUUAAUCCAAAGCAAAACUCAUAUCCUCUUGUUACAGGGGCUGAUGUAGCCCAGGCUUCAGCAAGCAAGGACAGUGCCAGGUUCUAA